Molecule: messenger RNA, 3955 nt
Organism: Mercenaria mercenaria
Lineage: Eukaryota; Metazoa; Mollusca; Bivalvia; Venerida; Veneridae
Product: protein O-mannosyl-transferase TMTC4-like
Biological process (GO): endoplasmic reticulum unfolded protein response; protein O-linked glycosylation via mannose
Cellular component (GO): endoplasmic reticulum
Molecular function (GO): protein binding; mannosyltransferase activity
Source: RefSeq, a predicted model, not a curated record
UAUUGGAUUCUGUAUGCUGGUCGUCCUUGGUGUCCGCCAUAUUUGUGUCACCUUUCCUAAAUACUCAAAGUACAUGUUACUGGGUACAUUAUUACUGCUUUCGGUUUACACUGUGAGAUGCAUUCAGAGAAGCAGUCAGUGGCGCAAUGAGAUGGAACUGUUCUCAUCUGGUCCUCAAGUUUGUCCUGGAAAUGCAAAGGUUCACUAUAAUAUUGGCAAACUGCAUGCUGACAAUGGAAAUACAGAAUAUGCCAUCACAAAAUACCGACAGGCGAUAACAUUGAAUCCAGAAUAUGACCAGGCUAUGAACAAUCUGGGAAAUAUUUUAAAGGACAAAGAUGAAUUGUUUGAAGCUGAACAACUCCUGGAGAGAGCUGUAUCUAUCAGAAAAGAGUUUGCAGCAGCUUGGAUGAAUCUCGGCAUUGUAAAAGCUUCAUUAAAAAAGCAUGAGGAAGCAGAAAAGUGUUACGUUACAGCAAUUACACAUCGGAGAAAAUAUCCUGACUGUUACUAUAAUCUCGGCAAUUUGUAUUUGGAGGUAAAGCAGUAUGACCGAGCAGUAGAAGCAUGGACAAAUGCCACAAACCUGAAACCUACUCACUCCCAGGCCUGGAUCAACAUGGCUGUUGUCUAUGAUAAUAUAGAAAGAUUUGAAGAGAGUAUAGCUGUGACAAUGAAGGCGCUAAGACAUUUACCAGAGGAACCUCAGUUAUAUUUCAACCUUGGGAAUGUUUAUGGCAAAAAGGCCAAAUUUGAAGAAAGUGAAAAAUAUUUCCAGAGAGCUAUCAAACUGUCACCUAAUAAUGCCAAAUUUGUUGCUAAUAUGGCUGUGUUGUACCACAGGUGGGAGAAGUAUGACAAAGCAGAGGCAGCAUACCUGAAAGCUCUGUCCAUCAACCCUGCUGAACCAAAUGUGCAACAGAAUUUAGCAAUGUUACAUCGUAAAAUGAACAAGAAAACCUCUUGAUGUCUCAAAAGAAAUUAACAUUCUGUACAAAAUCAUGUUCCAUUUAUAUGGCUUAAUCAAAGUCUCUGUUCAGUAUUUUCUCUAUUGCCUAGUUUUUAAUGUAAAAAAGCAAGAACGGUGGCCAGAUAUUAGCAAUGAAUUGAAGCAUACAUGUGUUUGAGCUACCCAAAUCGGUCAAUUGAUUGCACAAGACUCACAAUUUACAAUUAACUAGUCCUGUUCAAAGGCUGUAGGAAAAUUUACAAUUAGCUAGUCCUGUUCCAGGGCUGUAGGAAGAUUUUAUAAUUAGUUAUUCCUAUUCCGGAGCUUUAGGAAGAUUUUUACAAUUAGCUAGUCCUGUUCCAGGGUUGUAGGAAAAUUUUACAAUUAGUUAGUCCUGUUCUAGGGUUGUAGGAAGAUUUUACAGUUAGUUAUUCUGGUUCCAGGGCUGUAGGAAGAUUUUACAUGACAAUUUGACAAAAGAUGGCCUUUUCCUCUUCCAUUUCUUGAUUCAUAUAGAGAAGUUGUCACCUUAUUUUAGGAGAAGUGGAUCGAGGAAACUUUGGUUAAAUGAUGGUCAUUACAUGACUGAAAUACAUUGGACUCUUGAACGCAAAGCAAACAAGUUCACCUGUUCCAUUCUUUUUGUCAUAAACAUAACUAUGUUUGUUUAGCCCAAUGACAUAAGAUUGAAAACGUGCGUUAUAAUUAUGGGAGAAAGAUAUUCUUGUUAGUGUUGAUCUCGUUGAAUCUGACAGCACAGGAUCUAAACACUGUUAUACCCCUGUCAUGCUGGACACAACUGAUUGUGCCUUUUUGACCAGUGCAGUCUGAUCAUGAUCUGCACUGUUUGCCUUUCAGUCAGUAUCUUUAUUGUAUGCCCCGCUUUUAACAGUUAUUGGAACUGUCCAUAUUGAAAGAUGGACAAGUUCAUUAUAGAAAUUUAGCGGGUAAGGGUCAAGUCAGAUUAAGGAAUAACCAUACAGACAAGAUUUUUCCUACACAUUAGAUAAGGAAAGCUCUUUGUAAUUGAUUUAGGACAAAAAAGCUCACAAGGUUUUACAAGUAUUUUAAUGGGAGGGAGUUGAGAGCAGUGCCAGGUGUGUGUGUGUUAUGAGCCAGAAUCUCAUAUAUGUAAAUGUAGCAUAAUAAUUUAAGUGUAUAAUCUUCAUACAGUUUUUCAGAAUGAUAUUGUUGAUGUUUCAUACUGUUAUAAAGGAAUGAAAUUGACAUGUUGGGAUUUCAGUAUUGGUAUGUGUACAUGAAGUAAAGCCCUAGUCACUGUAAUAAGUGGCUGUUCAAGUUAUCGUAUAAAGUAACUUUAAAUGCUUUGAUAUGGUUAAUCUUCAUGUUUUAUACCUACCCAUAUUUUUUAGACAGUAAUAAAACCUCAUAUUCUGUCAUAACUGGAAAAAAGUAAACUUUUGUAUGAUCUAUCUGUAAUUGUUAGAAGUGUGUAUUAUUUUUUCUACCCACAGGUCAUGUGUGUUAUGAAAACAUUUAUAAAUCCAUUUUCGUUGGUUUUCAUGUCUGGUUACCAUUCAUUUUAAUGUAAUAAAUUUUACAUAUCAAAUGCUCACUUAUAAUAUAUCAAUUUUUAUGUGUGAGAAGAGGGACAUACUGUAAAAGUAAACUCAUUUCAGAUUGCACAAAUUAUUCAUUAAUGAAGUGUCAGAUAUGUGGUGUUGUGAAAAGUGAAACUGUGAAUGCAUUUUGAUAUACCAUGUAUGCACUGUCAAUUGUAAACUGUCUUUUUUUUUCAAGAAAAUGUUUAAUAAACAAGGGACAAACGUUAAUAUUAGCGAAAAAUACAAUUUCUAGCAAAUAAGGUUUUACAGUAAUUUAGUUCAUUAUAUGCUUAUGUACCGUACAUUAUAUGUGUCAUCUUGUAUUUUGCAGAUAACUAUGAAUACUACUACUAGUAGAAGGUGAAUAUUUUUGUAUGUGUAGAUCUAUUAUUUGUAAAUUGAACAUAAAUUUGUUUUUGAAUGUCUGUGUUUUAUAUUUUUGUUAAAUUUGUUAAGAUUUAUUUUUUAUAGUGUCUUUUUUAAAUCAAGCUUUAGUUAUACUGAAAUAAUUUCAACACAAAAACUGUAUUAGUUGGAGAAUCGGUAAGUUAGUUCAUGGAGAGUUUUAGUAUAAGUUUGUAGAAAUAACUGGUGAAGGUUUUUGUCCUGUCACGCACAUAAUAGUUCAAAAGUCAAGAUCAUACUAGAAGUCAAGGUCAUAUCCAUUUUUGUUACAUGUUUGUUAGAUAUACAUAUAUCUUUCAUUAAUUUAAAAAUGAAAUUCAGCAAUUACAGUGAUUGAAGAAAUGAAGGGACAUAAUAGCUAUCAAAUAGUAAAUCUAUGUUUUCUCAGUUUUUGUACAGAUUGCCUACGAGACUUUGUUCGAAUAUUGGUCUUUGGGACUACAUAAUACACUCUUUAAACAAAGUUUAGCACAUUUAAGUCUUUAUAAGGCCAUCAUCAGGAAAGUGAUAUGAUUGUUUCCAACUUAUACAUUGUUAUUUAAGAAGUAAUGUAUCUCAUCCAGUGAUUUGUCGUUGAAUAAAAUCAUUGUCUGGAGAUCAGAUGCGAAGGAAUUAUAUCUUCAAGAGCAAAUCACUAAAUGACAUAUAUUAUUUCGAUUCUAACACGUUACCAAGGAUUUUCAAGUAUAUCCUUGAUGACAUCCAUCAAAUAUUUGCCUGUUUUUUGUUGGUUUCUUUUCCAACGUGCCGCUAGGCCUUUUGACGCUAUGACAUAAUAAUUGUGACAUCAGAACAGUGAACUGCUGUAAAAUAACACACAGUUUUCAGCCUUCUUUGUUUAAUAGGAAAACAAAUCGGGUCUUGUUAGAAUCUAUAUUUUGAUGCAUUUUGUAGGAUUUUUUUAAUAUGCAGUAGAUAUAUGUUGAUUCUAAAUACAUGGGUUUUUUACGCAAGUUUACAGUUAAGUUGACAAGCUUUGAUCUCAGUAUUUGUCUGAACACAUUGCUGUGUUAUAUAUCAAUAAAUUUUAUAUAUA